AUGUUCGUUGUCCUAAAUUUCACCAGUAACAGCAGCAGCAGCUUCAGUUAUUCUGACUCCACGAAUGAUGUGUGCGUUUUCCAAAGAACCACUCCGACAAUAACCAUAUUGUUGGUCUAUGGACUGGCUGUUCCCACACUGGCAUCCUUCGGGCUGUGCACGAACUUCAUUAAUGCUGUGGUCUUUAUGCGACCCAAGAUGACACCGUCAGCAUUUACCUAUUUAGCCGCACUCGCCUGUUUGGAUUGUCUAUCCUGCCUGCUCAUCACGUUGACGGCUCUCUCGAGAAGCUAUUUCUAUCACAGUCCCGCUUGGACGGCCUAUGAUUAUCAGUGGCAGACACCACUGUUUGGAAUCAGCACAGGAGCUGCCAAUUUGAUAUUGGCCUGCGUCAGCAUGGAUCGCUUCAUCUAUUUGUCCCGCUGCAAGGCUGCCAAUGGUGCACCCAGAUUCUGUCGUCGUAAGGUCGCCCGAUUCAUGAUCUGCGGCGUCUGUCUAAUCUCAGUGCUCGUUAAUAUGCCUUACUUCUUUAUCUUUGUCGUCGAUCUGGAUACGGCCACUUGUCAUGUCACCAAUUUCUAUUACUCCAAGCUAUACCAGUGGCACAAUUGGUUCUCCUUUGCCCUAUUGGCUCUUAUUCCAGCAAUAUUCCUGCUCAUUGGCAACACAGUCACCAUCAUUGUCUUUCGUCGUUGGACCAAACAGAGCAAGUUGUGCCACCAAAGCGCCACCAAUAACAACGUGCGCACCACCCAGAAACGCUAUCAGCAUCAAAUGAAGCUAACGAUCAGCAUUGUCAUAGUCAUCACAUUAUACAUGGUGGGUGAGCUGCCGGCGCACAUGACCUCAAGGAAGAGCUCACUCAAUCUGCUCUUUGGCGGUGAUGCCAAUAAGGUGGAUGGCGAGCUCAUGGAGCAUCUGGAGCUUAUCUUCAUUACAUUAAAUGCCCUCCAACUGAGCCUGAACAUUGUGGUCUAUGGUGUCAUCAAUCCCUGUUUUAUGCCCGAAUUCUUUUCGUGCCUGCGUGGUGUCUCCGAUGUCUGCUUUAAUUUGUGCUGUCUGCCAGCGAUGUCGCGUGGUUGUCGUCGUUGCUGGAGAUGGACGCAGCGUCGAGAUCAGCCAACAGCCGAGGAACGUGUAGUCAGCUGUGCUGCACCACAACAGCUCCCAGCGGAUGAGGCACCUAGCUGUGGCUGCGAGAGUUGGAGCAGCGAUUCUGGUUGUGAAAAUGAUGUCCAUUGCAGAACAGCCACAGGAACGUUUGCCUUUGUGAACGAAUUUGACUGCGAAGCGGAUGAGCAUGAACCGCAACCGGAAGUCUUUCUCACCAAAUCCAGCGGUUGUAUGCAGCCGGCAGAGGCACGGAGGCAAUUGCCCGAUGAUGAGUCUUACUUUAGCUCGUUUAUUAUAUUAACAUAGUUGUAUUCUAAUAAAUACCAAUUGACUUCAAUAU
Molecule: messenger RNA, 1453 nt
Organism: Drosophila innubila
Lineage: Eukaryota; Metazoa; Arthropoda; Insecta; Diptera; Drosophilidae
Exons: 3
Coding region: 1-1419 (472 amino acids)
Biological process (GO): G protein-coupled receptor signaling pathway
Cellular component (GO): membrane
Molecular function (GO): G protein-coupled receptor activity
Source: RefSeq, a predicted model, not a curated record